AUGUAAUAAUACACAAACAAUUACGAAUCAGUUGUCAGAACCUAAGUAGUUAGCGGAUAAGACCAAAAACCACUCAAUUUGGGACUAACCGACGUUGAAGGAGCAAAGGCUGUUGCCAGAAGACUCUUUGAUACUUAUGACAGAGACAGAAAUGGAUAGAUUGAUAAUGUAGAGGUCGUACCAAUGAUAGUGGAUGUCUAUAAAUCAUUCAACAGAAUCUUCUCACCAGCCAGAGGAGACAUUGAUUCAUUUUAUAAGGUUUUGGAUAGAAAUCAAGAUGGCAAAAUCACAUAUCAAGACUUGGAAGAUUUAUGCAUUAGAUAUUUGACCAAUUAAACUCCAACAAAUUUGAGAGCAUCAGAAGCCCCUCGUUAAAGUGGAAUCUAAUAAACAUCAUAAACAGUCACAUCAUCCUACAGAAGAACCCAGUAUUGAUUGUGAUUCUUAAUAAAACAUAAAUAUUAUAUAAUCUACGUGCC
Paramecium tetraurelia is the source of this 479-nucleotide messenger RNA. RefSeq lists its product as uncharacterized. The record is from RefSeq and is a predicted model, not a curated record. Gene Ontology annotation, molecular function: calcium ion binding. Lineage: Eukaryota; Ciliophora; Oligohymenophorea; Peniculida; Parameciidae. The transcript has 3 exons.